Phacochoerus africanus (Common warthog) is the source of this 7198-nucleotide messenger RNA. Its product is annotated as ankyrin repeat domain-containing protein 26-like. The record is from RefSeq and is a predicted model, not a curated record. NCBI's taxonomy places the organism in Eukaryota, Metazoa, Chordata, Mammalia, Artiodactyla, Suidae. The transcript has 52 exons. Gene Ontology annotation, molecular function: protein binding. Bases 1 to 6984 code for a protein of 2327 amino acids.
AUGAAGAAGCAUUUUGGCUUCAACAGUAAGGAGCCUGUAUUGUUCCGGGACUCCUCCACCAGCCCCUGUGGGGAGGGUGGUAAUGGAGUCAACCAGCAGCCCGGGUACCACAUCCGAGACAAGGAUCUCGGGAAGAUACACAGGGCAGCCUGUGAGGGCAAUGUGGCCAGAGUGCAGCAGAUCCUGCUGCUCAGGAAAAAUGGCCCCAAUGAUAAAGACAAGAGGAACAGGACUGCUCUGCAUCUGGCCUGUGCCAGUGGCCAUCCAGCAGUGGUGACUCUACUAGUAGAGUGGAAAUGCCAGCUUAACCUUUGUGACAAUGAGAACAGGACAGCGCUGAUAAAGGCUGUCCAGUGCCAGCAAGAAGAAUGUACCAGUAUUUUGCUGGAACAUGGUGCCGACCCAAACCUCGUGGAUGCCAGUGGCUGCACGGCCCUCCACUAUGCUGUCUUUGGUCAGAAUAUCUCCAUCGCAGCAAAACUGCUUUCAUACAAUGCUAACAUUGAAGCAAGAGACAAGGAUGACCUUACACCACUUUUACUUGCUGUCAGUGAAAACGAACAGCAAAUGGUGGGAUUUUUAUUAAGGAAUCAAGCAAAUAUACAUGCGGUUGAUAAGAUGAAAAGGAAUCACCACAUGAUUUUGGAGUAUAAACGAGAAAUGGGACCUAAAACUCCUGCUCAAGAUAGUAACCUAGAUCUAACAACAGAGGAGUCUCCAAGGCAGAUAUCAAGAGAAACAGAUUCGACACAAGUGCAUGAGAGUUCUGAAGAAGACUCUUUCAGCAGUUUUUCCAGCAAACCUCAUGUUGAUGAUACAUGGCCUACAUCAGAUACAGUCACUGAUUUUGAUCUCGAGGAAGGAGACAAAAAGCCAGGAACUGAGCCAAAAGAAACCAGGACUGAUGUUAUGGAAAGUAUCCCACAAGAGCCACCAAAUCUUGACCAUUUUACCUCUGUUGAUGGAGCACACAGUGAGAAUAGAAGUGGCAAGUCGUCAGCUUUAGGAUUAGAGGAGGAAGAUACUGAGUCAUCUUUGGAUUCUGAGCGUGCCUCUGAGAGUCUUUCACAAAAAACUGUGUAUCAUAUAUCCAGAGCUGCAGAUGAAAGAGGGAAAAAGAGGGGAAAUAAAGAAGUUGAAGAUGUGCCUUAUAUACCUUCUUGCACGAGUGGAUCAAGCAACUUAAGAGGGCUCAACAAGAGGAUCCAAGAAAUGGAGCUAAUUGAUACACGUCCAUUUUGCCUUUUAGCUUCUCCUGAAAAUUAUCCUCACUUGAAGCCUACAGUUGGAGUGAAAGAUGCUGUUCCUAACAAAACAGUUGGAACGGAGGAUUUACAAGCGUCCAGAUCAGAUUCUGUUACCUUAUGUAAAAUUCAGGGUGCAGUUCUUUCAAGUGAAAGAUCACUGGAAGUUAAAAACAGCCAAUGUGAAGUACUUGAAGCAAAAAUCAAAAACAUGGAAAGUAAGAUCAGUGGCCUACAAGCAGAACUAUCAGGAACAAAAGAAGUGCAAUCCCAAUUAGAGCAACAAAAAGUGGAGCAGCAACAAGAGCUCUGCAGCUUGAGAUUAUCCUUAAAGCACGAAGAAGAGCAAAGAAAAAAGGCAGAUAUGUUAUCUGAAGAAAUUAGAGAGCAGUUAAGAAGAAAAGAAGAGCAAUGUAGUAAAGAAACUGAAUUGAAACAGCAACUUGAACUCACUCUUGAAGUACUACAAGGGGAAUUGAAGACUGUGAGAAAUAAGGCAAACCAGUUGCAAGAAGCACAAGAUCGAUAUAUGGAGGCCGUGAAAUGUACUGAGAAGAUGCAGGAUCAAAUGCAAAAGCUUGAAAAGGAAAAAGCCAAGUUAAAAGCUACAAACAAAAUGCAAGUGGGCAAAAUUGAACAGCUUCAGAAAAACCUGCUGAGUGCAAGCUUGGAAGGAGACAAAAAGCCAGGAACUGAGCCAAAAGAAACCAGGACUGAUGUUAUGGAAAGUAUCCCACAAGAGCCACCAAAUCUUGACCAUUUUACCUCUGUUGAUGGAGCACACAGUGAGAAUAGAAGUGGCAAGUCGUCAGCUUUAGGAUUAGAGGAGGAAGAUACUGAGUCAUCUUUGGAUUCUGAGUGUGCCUCUGAGAGUCUUUCACAGAAGUACGUUGAUCAUUUAUCUGGAGCUUCCGGUCAAAGAGGUAAAAAUAGAGUAAAUGGAGAAGUAGAAGAUGUGCCUUAUAUACCUUCUUGCACGAGUGGAUCAAGCAACUUUAAGAGGGCUCAACAAGAGGAUCCAAGAAAUGGAGGCAUAGCAGUGGCCCACAUGGCUUCUCCUGAAAAUUAUCCUCACUUGAAGCCUACAGUUGGAGUGAAAGAUGCUGUUCCUAACAAAACAGUUGGAACGGAGGAUUUACAAGCGUCCAGAUCAGACCUCCCUCAGUCUAGUGAUCACAAAAGCCCUUUUGAUUUGCCGCUUGCGUACUCCAAGGAGAUGAACCCCAUGAUUCAAAGAAAAAAUCAUGAUAUUUCUGCUGUUAAAAAAACUUCUAAUAAAACCAAACUAGUACAGGAUUGGUCCAAGAAGCUGUGGUAUGCAAGUAAUUUCCAUGCUAAAAAAAGGAAAAGCAUCAAACCCGAAUUAGAAACUUGGAAUUGUCCACCAAAUAGUAACAGAACAUCCAAAAUAUAUUUAAAGGAAGAAUUACAGCAAUCUAUGCAAAGGUGUAAGAAUAAGGCUGAGAAAGAAAAGCAGCAGCACAGAAGCAGUGUGAUGGCAGUAUCAGAAAACAAACAUGGCUCCGAUGAUGACAGUGGAUUAAUGCAACAGGGAGAGAGAGGAAAAACUAAUAACCAGUGGUUUCCUACUAUGGAGAAUGGAGAUUCUGAUAGCAGCAGUUCUGGCAUGCAUAUGAAAGAAGUAUGGAAAAAUGAAAGAGAAAAGUGGUCAUCAAAAGAACCUGUGAUUCCACCAAUAUUUGAGAAGGCUGAUUCACUGACUGUUGAUUUACUACACGUGAAUGAUGACAGAAGCUUAAGUGACAGAGAUCAGGAUGAUAGCAGGCCUAUGAAGAGAACACCUAAUGAAGAGAACAAGGUCAAAGAGCAAAUUAAUUCUAUGGAUGACUUUGAUGACUUAACUCAGUUACCUGAAACAGCUUCCAAGAAUUGUGAGUUGCUUUCCUCUAAAUCUAUGAAUGCUAUGUUGCUAAUUGAACAACUUGGCGCGGAGUGUAAAGUUUAUCUGUUUCACUCUGCUCCUCAUGUUUUGUAUCAGAAAACAAACAAUGGCUCCGAUGAUGACAGUGGAUUAAUGCAACAGGGAGAGAGAGGAAAAACUAAUAACCAGUGGUUUCCUACUAUGGAGAAUGGAGAUUCUGAUAGCAGCAGUUCUGGCAUGCAUAUGAAAGAAGUAUGGAAAAAUGAAAGAGAAAAGUGGUCAUCAAAAGAACCUGUGAUUCCACCAAUAUUUGAGAAGGCUGAUUCACUGACUGUUGAUUUACUACACGUGAAUGAUGACAGAAGCUUAAGUGACAGAGAUCAGGAUGAUAGCAGGCCUAUGAAGAGAACACCUAAUGAAGAGAACAAGGUCAAAGAGCAAAUUAAUUCUAUGGAUGACUUUGAUGACUUAACUCAGUUACCUGAAACAGCUUCCAAGAAUUGUGAGUUGCUUUCCUCUAAAUCUAUGAAUGCUAUGUUGCUAAUUGAACAACUUGGCGCGGAGUGUAAAGACCUCCCUCAGUCUAGUGAUCACAAAAGCCCUUUUGAUUUGCCGCUUGCGUACUCCAAGGAGAUGAACCCCAUGAUUCAAAGAAAAAAUCAUGAUAUUUCUGCUGUUAAAAAAACUUCUAAUAAAACCAAACUAGUACAGGAUUGGUCCAAGAAGCUGUGGUAUGCAAGUAAUUUCCAUGCUAAAAAAAGGAAAAGCAUCAAACCCGAAUUAGAAACUUGGAAUUGUCCACCAAAUAGUAACAGAACAUCCAAAAUAUAUUUAAAGGAAGAAUUACAGCAAUCUAUGCAAAGGUGUAAGAAUAAGGCUGAGAAAGAAAAGCAGCAGCACAGAAGCAGUGUGAUGGCAGUAUCAGAAAACAAACAUGGCUCCGAUGAUGACAGUGGAUUAAUGCAACAGGGAGAGAGAGGAAAAACUAAUAACCAGUGGUUUCCUACUAUGGAGAAUGGAGAUUCUGAUAGCAGCAGUUCUGGCAUGCAUAUGAAAGAAGUAUGGAAAAAUGAAAGAGAAAAGUGGUCAUCAAAAGAACCUGUGAUUCCACCAAUAUUUGAGAAGGCUGAUUCACUGACUGUUGAUUUACUACACGUGAAUGAUGACAGAAGCUUAAGUGACAGAGAUCAGGAUGAUAGCAGGCCUAUGAAGAGAACACCUAAUGAAGAGAACAAGGUCAAAGAGCAAAUUAAUUCUAUGGAUGACUUUGAUGACUUAACUCAGUUACCUGAAACAGCUUCCAAGAAUUGUGAGUUGCUUUCCUCUAAAUCUAUGAAUGCUAUGUUGCUAAUUGAACAACUUGGCGCGGAGUGUAAAGAUUCUGUUAGCGUAUUGAAAAAUCAGGAUUCAGUUCUUUCAGAUGACAGUUUACUAGAAAUUAAAAAAAGCCACUAUGAACUACUUACAGGAAAAAUUAAAAAAAUGAAAAGUAAGAUCAUUGGGUUACGAAAGGAGCUAUCAGAAGCAAAAGAAGUGAAAUCACAGUUAGAACACCAAAUACUGGAGUGGCAACAAGAGUUCUACAGUUUGAGAUGCACCUUAAAACAAGAAGAGGAGAAAAGAAGAAAUGUUUAUAAAUUAUACAAAAAAACUAGGAAGGAGUUAAGAAGAAGAAAAGAGAGAUAUGAUAAAGAAGCUGAAAUAAAACAGCAACUUGAACUGACUGUCCAAGCACUGGACAUGGAAUUGAGGGCGGUGAGAAAUAAUCUGAACCAGCAUGUGGAGUUUGCAGGCAGAUCCAAGCCACCACAGUUGCAGGGUGAUGAGAGUCAAGAAAAAGCAAAAGAACUGUUGUCUAAAAACCACAUGUCACAGAAUGAAAUUGCCAUGUUAAAACACGAAAUAGAGGCAGUGGAAAAUCAUAACCAGGAAAUGGAAAAGAAAUAUUUUAUGGACAUGAAAAUUGUAAAAAAGAAGUAUGCUGAAGUUCGAAAGACAAUAAAACUUAAUGAGGAAACAUUAACAAAAAUAAUCUUGGAACGCAAUGAACUGACAGCUGAGAAUGCAAUGCUGAAGUCUGAACUGGAGAAUGAAAGACAAAAUAAAGAAAGACUGGAAAGGCAAGUUGAAUCAUACCGCUCUAGAUUGGCUGCCACCCAUGAUCAAGUGCAAAGUCAGACAUCAAAAAGAGACCUGGAACUUGCCUUCCAGAGAGGAAGAGAUAAGUGCUUAUCCUUACAAGAUGAAAUAAAUUUGGAUGUGUCUAACCUGAAAGAUAAUGAGAUGCAUUCCCAGCAACUGUCUAAGUCUGAAGGAAAAUUCAGUGGCCUAGAAACCGAGCUCCAUCACAGGAGAGAUGCUCUCAGAGAAAAGUCUUUGGUGUUUGAAACUGUACCUGUACAGAGAGACCUAAGUCAAGCACAGUGUCAGAAGGAAAUUGAUCACAUGCCUCCAAGUGAACAAGGCAAAGUGAAGAAGUACAUGGACAAACAGGAAUCCUUGAAGGGGGGAUUAUCCCAACUAGAGAGUGAAAACCUCUUGCUGCGACAGCAGCUGGAUGACUUGCAAAACAAAAAAGACAGCCAGCAGAAAAGGGUAAUUAAUAUCCUGGACCAGUUUCAGGAUACUGUGAAAAGUCUUCAAGCCCAAAGUGAAAAACAAUAUCUGAUGCUGGAGGAAAGAAACAAGGAGUUAACUAAGGAAUAUAGUCACCUAAAAGAGAGUAUUAAUCAGUAUGAAAAUGAGGCAAUGGAAAGAGAAGUGGUUGUGGGACAACUUCAACAAGAACUGGCUGAUUCCCUAAAAAAGCAGUCCCUGUCUGAGGCUUCAUUGGAACUAAUGUUACGUGAUUGUGCUAAAUUAGAAGAUGAGAGACAGGAUUUAAAGAAGAAAUUACGUCAAAUGACAAGUAAAUUGCAAGAAGCACAAGAACUACAUAUAGAAGCUGUGAAGUGUGCUGAGGAGACCCAGGAUCACAUGCAAAAGCUUGAAAUUCAAACUGCCAAGUUGAAAGUGAUGAACAAAAAGCAAGUGGGCAAAAUUGAACAGCUUCGGAGAAACUCACUAAGUACAAGUUUGUCUGAGCAAGAAAAGGAAGAAUUAAAGCAACUUAUGGAGUUAAAACAGUUUCUGGAAAGCCAGUUGGAUCGGCAAAAGAAGAAAAAUGAUGGAUUAGAAAAAGAGAUUACUGGAUUGAAGGAAUGCUUGGAAAUGGCAAGAAGGGAAGUAAAUGAAAAUGAAAAAGGAGAGCUUAGUGCCCAUGGUGUUGUAAAAAUCAAUCCAACUGAAAUGGAUAUUCAGAUAGAUACGCUAAAACAUAAGACACAAACAGCAUCUCAAGAAAACUUAGCGCAAUAUCUGGAAUCUGAACGCUCCAAAGAAAACACUUCUCAUGAAUCUUCUUGUAAAACAGAAUUGGAAAAAUAUAAGCAACUCUACCUAGAAGAAUUAAAAUUGAAAAAGUCACUGGAAAAAAAACGAAACAAACUUCACAGGACUAAUCGGAGGCUGGCUGAAACCUGUAUGAAACGUCUGAUGGAGAAAGAGCAGAACAGAUCUUUACUCCAAACAUUUACUACAAGUCCUGUCCUGGAGCCACCUGGUGCUGAAAAUAUUCAUAAUAGCUCUGGGUUCAGAAGAAAUAUUACAACAAGAAAAAACUUAAAGUUUUCUACCUCACAGUCAUUGGACAGCAUUGUGACUGCUUUGAUGAAGAGUCAGCGGGAGAUGGAAGAAAAUAUGAAUAAAGAACUAGCAGAAGCCACUGCCGAACUUGAUUCUUUAUACCAGAGUGCCUUUGGACUGAGAUCUAACGGAGACCUUUUGAAAACAUCGCACAGCCAUAUGUACAGAUUCUGAAGAAAAUUUAUGUUGUCUGAAAAAUAGUAAAACUAUCUAUUGGACAGUUAACAUAUUGUCUUUGUUGGUUCCUAUUAAACAUGUUGUAGAAAUCCUUAUUGAAGGAAAUAUUUUUGUAUCAUAUGUGUAUGCGAAUUUAUAUAGUAUUUUCAAUCAUUCUCCUUUGUAUCUAACUUUUAAGUAGAUUUUGUGAAUAAAACCCAGAACUCUCCAA